CAAAGUUAAUCCAAAAUUGUUAACAUAACCUCAUAAAAAGAAAACGGCAUUAUCAAACACAAAUUAAACACAACACAACACCGAAAAUACUGUAUAUACAUCCAGAUAACUUUACAUUUAUUGCCAGUAAAGUCCUUGACACGUGGAAAUUUGCUAGUUGUUCUAUGUUAAAGCUACGUAAUAGUCUAUUUUAUACUGAAUGAUUGACAUAAAACCAAGCAAAUUGUUGAAUAUCACGACUACUUCUAAAAGAAAUCAAACUAUGUUACCUGAUGCUGUCCCGUGGCUAAGGACCGUAUGUUUUAUGGUUGCUAUGGUAACGUACACGAAGUAUCGCGGCCUCAGAACGGAAACACGUCAGACGUACAGCAGCGGGCUCCAAAUUUGAAAACGUGCCUCGCUCCUGCGCUCUUUUCCUCAGGAACAUGAAGGACACGGGGAUGACUGAGGGCUGAUUUGUUUGGCCUGCAUUUUUAACAGAACGGACACUGCAGACGGCUUGACAGAAUUAAUAUUGACAUUGAGGUCUACUGAGUCAUUCUUGACUCAGUGUUUGCAUUUGUAAAGGUCUGCAAACAAGAGGAAAUGCAGUGUACUCCAGAACCCAAUGUUUUCUUUAAUAGUGACAAACAGCGGGCCUGUUAUGAUGACUGCUUUGACAGUGGGUACUCUGGUUUAUUCUACACUCCGCAGAGUAUCACCAGAGAUGGGUCUUCGUCUUUGGGUGAGUCAGAUGAAACCCCUAAAGAGAACCUGCGACUCUCUGCCACACCCAAGGACAGAACCCGGUUUUGGAGUAAAGACAGGGCUGCAUGCUGGCCCUCAACUGGUUGGUGUGAAACACCCAAACUAUACAAAAGGGAUGCCUCGUUGCAGUACAGGCUUGCUGUAUGCAAAUCCAUUUUAGAUGUAAAAGCUAAUGCCACAAAAUCCCCAAGCAAAAACCUCAGAAAAAGUGGAUCAGGGCAGUGGCUGAGCACUUCUCUGGACUCUUUGGACACUGUAAUUGACACUUUAUCCACAAGCACUUUACCUUUGGACGAUGACCUACCACUGUCAGGAAGGAAGCGCCGCCUCUUGUAUUCACAGGUGCGCACCUCCACUCUGGAAGAUGGCCAAGCCACGUCUGAACAGCUCUCCAGCUUUGACCGAAGAGUUUCACUCUCAGAUGCUGAUUUUAAGGAGAGCUGUUCUUCCUCAGACAGUCAAACCCCACGCACAAACAAAUUCUUUCCUGUUCUAUUCAAGAAAAGUAUUCAGUCUCCAACCUGCAAUGAUCUCAGUGAUAGCAGUGUGUGGUAUACACCGUCAAGCCUGCACACUCCCAAAUACACCAGAUCCGUGUGUGAGGACAGUGGCUUCAGCUCCCUCACUUUGGAUAAGUCUGAGGACUCAUCUGUGGAUCAUGAUGGAUCAUUUCAGGAGCUUCUCUCUGCCACUAAAGGAAACAGUGUAACCCCAAAUCUGCUGGAAACAAAGCGCCGCCCGCGGUUACAGCGUCAGAAUAGGCUGUCCACUUUGAAGGAAGGGGGCUCUCAGUCUGAGGAUGACCCCACAGAGAGGAUUAAGAAGGGGAAACAGCCUCUAAAGGAGGAUGAGGUCUUCACUGCUGCCACUCCACAAAGAGUCCCUUCCCUUAAACCAAAAGAGACCCCAAGCUCUGAGAGUGUGGCCGCUACUAAACAGGACUAUAGAACUCCUUUGAGGACCUCUGCCAAACGAGAAGGCAAAACACCUUUUAGCUCAGAUUCAACUCCUUCAAGGAACACUCCUCUUAAUCUGUCCCUGACUCCAGCCCUACAGCUGGUCCAUGCCAUGUGCCAGCAAAAAGCUCAAACCUUUAAUGGCCAAAGCCCGAGUCUAAAGGAUGAACUGAGAUCUACAGCAGCCCUGAUACACACUCCAGUCACAUUUAGGACCACUAUGCCCCUGGCUGGGCUCAUAGGCAGGAAGAUGGGCAUGGGCACAGUGGAUAUUCUUACAGAGCUGAACAAGAGGAACCUGAAGCACAUCCUGUCCCUCAUACUGGGACAGUUGACUCCUAAGUGCAUCUACAGGUGUGGGCAAGUGUGCAAGAGCUGGAAGGGGAUCAUUCAGCAGGACAGACGAGCAAGUUUCAAACGUAGGAGUCAUCUGAGUGAGCUCAGCUCCUCUCUAGAGCAGGGGGAGGUAUCCCAUGUCCCAGAGGCAGACACCAGGACAGCUCUGCUCAAACGCUCAGCUCUGAAGACGGUCCAGUCCCAGUCCAGGAGCCAGAGCUUCUGCACCCCUCAGUCUGGCAGCCGGAGUACCACCCCUCUACGCGACAGCUCUUUCACCUCGGCCAGCAGCAGCAAACAAGACAAAUUCAUAGAGGUGGCCAAAACACUCUUUAAUGAUGAAUGCCUGAAGGCCUGUCCUAGAUGUCAGCAUCCUGCCCGCUGUCACUCUGUGAAAGGGGAAGGCAUGUGCAGCAGAGCAGACUGUGGCUUCCAGUUUUGUACUUCGUGCCUGUGUGAGUUCCACGGCUCAAGAGAGUGUGGCAGUCAGUCUGUGAACCGCCGCAAGAAGGACCUGCUCAUCCCAGGCAGCGCUCAGAGCAAACGCAAUGUCAGACGCCUAUGACCAAACAUGCACUUUACCCACUACUGUGACGUGGGUGUGAAAUGUCUUACUGGGGGUUUGUGAUUACAUUCACAUCCACAGCUGUAUUGACCUGUUGUUACAUCCUAUUAUAAUCUUUUAUUUUUUUUAAAAACAUUACAUUGUGUUUUUUAAUUAUGAUUGUGAAGGAGUUUACCAGCACAUGCACUGAUCUUUUUACUGUAUGUUUUACGUUUGAUAAAAUGCGUUUU
Molecule: messenger RNA, 2834 nt
Organism: Boleophthalmus pectinirostris (great blue-spotted mudskipper)
Lineage: Eukaryota; Metazoa; Chordata; Actinopteri; Gobiiformes; Gobiidae
Gene: fbxo43
Product: F-box protein 43
Exons: 6
Coding region: 586-2604 (672 amino acids)
Biological process (GO): regulation of mitotic nuclear division; negative regulation of meiotic nuclear division
Cellular component (GO): nucleus
Molecular function (GO): protein binding
Source: RefSeq, a predicted model, not a curated record